CGCUCGAGCGGCCGAUCGGCUCCGUCCGCCCGCUCGCGGCGCGGCCCUUUAAACCUCCGCACACGCAGCUCCUCCUCUCAGGACGCAGCAGCGGCGGCGGCGCCGCACAUGGUGGUGUUGUUGCUGCUGCUAUUGCCGCCCCCGCCCCCCCGCACUCGGCCCAGUCCCCGCCCCAGCCCAGAGUUCGUGCCGAGGAAGCGCCGAGGUAACGGUGGCGAGUGGCCGAAGAUGGCGGCGGCGCCCAGGAAUCCACGUAGCAACGUUAAGAAGGGUCGGAUCCUGGGCAUCAUCGACGCCAUCCAGGACGCGGUGGGGCCGCCGAAGCAGGCGGCCGACAAGCGCAUGGUGGAGAAGACGUGGAAGCUGAUGGACAAGGUGGUGCGGCUGUGCCAGAACUCCAAGCUGCAGCUGAAGAACAGCCCGCCGUACAUCCUCGACAUCCUGCCCGACACCUACCAGCACCUCCGCCUCGUCCUCUCCAAGUACGAGGACCGCAUGCACGUCUUGAGCGAGAACGAGUACUUCAAGAUCUACAUCGACAGCCUGAUGAAGAAGUCCAAGCGCGCCAUCCGCCUCUUCAAGGAGGGCAAGGAGAGGAUGUAUGAGGAGCAGUCCCAGGAUAGGAGAAAUCUUACAAAGCUCUCGCUCAUCUUUAGCCACAUGCUUGCAGAAAUCAAAGCCAUCUUCCCUUUUGGCCAUUUUCAAGGCGACAACUUUCGCAUCACAAAAGCAGAUGCUGCCGAAUUUUGGAAACGUGCUUUUGAUGACAAGACUAUUGUACCCUGGAAAGUCUUUAGACAAUGCCUUCACGAAGUUCAUUCCAUUAGCUCAGGUCUGGAAGCCAUGGCUCUGAAGUCUACCAUUGAUUUGACCUGCAAUGAUUACAUUUCAAUCUUUGAAUUUGAUAUAUUUACCAGGUUAUUUCAGCCUUGGACCUCUAUUUUAAGGAAUUGGAAUUUCUUGGCUGUAACGCACCCUGGCUACAUGGCUUUUCUAACGUACGAUGAAGUGAAAGCUCGGCUCCAAAAAUAUAUCAACAAACCUGGCAGCUACAUCUUCAGGCUCAGUUGUACCCGACUUGGCCAGUGGGCUAUUGGCUACGUUACAAAUGAUGGGAACAUCCUGCAGACCAUUCCACACAACAAGCCCCUCUUUCAAGCCUUAAUAGAUGGAUGCCGAGAAGGAUUUUAUUUAUACCCAGAUGGACGGAGUUACAAUCCAGAUCUGACUGGAUUAUGUGAACCAACACCUCAUGAUCACAUAAAAGUUACGCAGGAACAAUAUGAGCUGUACUGCGAGAUGGGCUCCACUUUCCAGUUGUGUAAGAUCUGCGCUGAGAACGAUAAAGAUGUGAAGAUUGAACCGUGUGGCCACUUAAUGUGCACGUCUUGUCUGACAGCAUGGCAGGAAUCAGAUGGUCAGGGGUGCCCAUUCUGCCGCUGUGAGAUCAAAGGUACAGAGCCAAUUAUUGUUGAUCCCUUUGACCCCAGAGAUGAUGGAGCCAAAUGUUGCCUGGACAGUUUUAGCAUGCCGAUGCUGGACCUGGACGAUGACGACGAUCGCGACGACUCGCUGAUAAUGAACAGGCUGGAAUCAUUUGUCAAGUGUACAGAAAGGCAAAUCUCUCCAGUGUCUUCACCAAACUCAUCGCCUAUUGCACAACGCCGAAAGGCUGCUCCAGAUCUGCUGCAGAUUCAGCACCUCAAUCUACCCCCCGUGCCACCUCGGCUGGACCUCAUUCAGAAAGGAGUGGUCCGAUCACCGUGUGCCAGCCCCACUGGGUCACCAAAGUCUUCUCCAUGCAUGGCUCGAAAGCAGGACAAGCCUCUGCCAGCACCACCACCACCCCUCAGAGAACCCCCUCUUCCGCCUGAGCGACCACCUCCCAUCCCACCAGAGAGCAGAGGAGCACGUUCACUACAUCUCGCUGAUGUUGCUCCUCCAUGGGACCAGCACACCAUGCACGAAGCGUGGUGUCCCAGGGACGCCCAUGGUUCCAGCACGUCUGCGGACUGCAGGUCUGGAUGUGACCGAUCUCCAAAAUCUGGCCACACACCACCUGUUAAUUUGAACACCAGAUCCAGCUGGCUACUCCCCGAGCCAAGUUUCCCACGCAAACCUGGCAGGCGGCAAGAUGUAACAUACGAUAGCACAAAGGCAAUCACUAACGGACUUCUGCGUACUGACGAAUAUGACGUCCCACCCCCUCGGCAGUCUCCGCCUCCACCAACACUGGCAGCGUUUCCCAACAGCACAAAAUAUCCCCAUUCGUUCACAAGUUUACAGACUGCCUCCGAAAAAGCAAGAGUGUUUAGUGAGGAUAGUGAAGAUGAAUACAAAAUUCCUUCCUCGUACCCUUUGUCCACAUCUACACAACCCCCUCACUUGCAGACUGUGAAACCUCGCAUAUCAAGGGUGUUUGAAAAUGGACACUGUGCCAAUGGAACUCACAAUAGCACGUCUGAAGCAAAGAAGCCCAAAGCAUUGGAAAUAGACGAUAUCUUUGAGAUGCCAGUGGUCCCAGCUCCCUUACCGCCAGCACGGCUCCCAGCAAGAGACAACCAGAAACUGAGUUGUUCCUCUCUGAACAGAACGCCUUCUGAUUACGACCUUCUGGUCCCUCCACCAGUGAGUGACAGUGCAUUUGACAACCCACCUCCAUCGCUGCCUCCACCUCCACCUCCUGUGCGGGUCAGCCUCCCAGAUGUGCCCAGGUCGUCCGGCUCGGGCAGCCAACCCACAUCUGGACUCGACUCCUUCCACUUCAGCGCAGGGGACUCUGUCUUUGACUCUGCGACUGUUCCUGUACCUGUCCCUCCCGCUAGGCGGACACUCGAAGAAAGUCAGAAAUCGAACGUAAUGUCGCAAGACUACGACCAGCUCCCACCUAUGACGGACAUUUCACAAGCUCCAGCCAGACCACCCAAACCACUGCCUCGGAGAACUGCCCCCGACGGUUACCAAAAGAAAAGUCAGCUUCAGGAACCAGCCCCUGUGCAGAGCAGCCAAGCUGGAGAAAACGUGGAUGCAAAGAUUGCAAAACUCAUGGGCGAAGGCUACUCCUUUGAGGAUGUAAAGCGAGCUCUUUUGAUAGCUAACAACAAAGUAGAGAUGGCACGAAGUAUUUUAAGAGAAUUUGCCUGCUAUCCUCCCAUUUCUCCGCGUCUCAAUCCGUAGCAGUGAGCUGUGUGUGUAUGUGUGUGUAUGGGUGCAAAUCCCAGAGGAUAGGUUUCUGAGGAGCACAGAGUUCUAAAGGAACGGUUAACAAACAGAACAAUUGUGAAGCAGCUGUCUGGAGUCUACCUCUGUGGGUUUCCUGGGAAGGUUUAAAAGAUAGAGUGACACCGAUGUAUUUUUGUUAGCCAUAAUGUUAAGAUUCAGGGUUCAACUGAGAAGAAGAGAGUUUACUGUUUCACUCCUGUGAAUUGCUUGAGAUAUCUGCUGCUGCUUACCAUUAUCAAAAGAGUUUUACCAAUCAUCUGAACUUUCUUGUUGGAGUGGGAAUUUCAGCCUUGUUGGCGGAAGUACUUAUUGUAUCUGGAAUCUGGGAACCAGGCAUUUCUGCUUCAGCAUUCCUUUUUUUGUUAUCUGCACUGAUGGGGACACACUGCCGCCUGACCUAUUCCUUCCUCCAGCCCCUUGUUCCAUCUAAAACACAGACUAAAUCAAGAGGCUUUGAUUUACUGCAUUACCGUCUGUCCAGCAGGUGCAAAAAGCAUGUGGCCUUCACUACUGAGUCUUUUCUGAGAUAAAGUGAAAUUUCUUUAUUAAAAAAACUAAUUUCUGAAUGUAGAGUACAUAUAUUUGUAUAUGUAUUGCCAGUUGAGGUAAUUUUUGACAGUAGCCUUUGCAAUUUCACCUUGUGCACAGCCGUUACUGCAUAUAUUAUAUCUUGUUUCCCUUCUUAAGCCAAUUCACCUGUAUUCUGAUAGAACAAAACUUAUUUUGAGGUUUCUGGUUAAUGCAACAAAAAAUGUUGACCUAUUUUUGUGAAUUGUGACAUCAUUAAUGGAAUCAAUUUCAAAGUAAAAAUUGUCGUUUUA
Molecule: messenger RNA, 4043 nt
Organism: Leucoraja erinaceus (little skate)
Lineage: Eukaryota; Metazoa; Chordata; Chondrichthyes; Rajiformes; Rajidae
Gene: cblb
Product: Cbl proto-oncogene B, E3 ubiquitin protein ligase
Exons: 17
Coding region: 109-3177 (1022 amino acids)
Biological process (GO): cell surface receptor signaling pathway; negative regulation of epidermal growth factor-activated receptor activity
Cellular component (GO): membrane raft; plasma membrane
Molecular function (GO): receptor tyrosine kinase binding; ubiquitin protein ligase activity; calcium ion binding
Source: RefSeq, a predicted model, not a curated record